CAAUCAGCAAUCGACAGCAGCUGAGCGCUCCUCCUCUGUCAUUUUUAAAAAGCUGCUGCAAACUCCCGGACACACAGUCGCUGACCUGCUGCUGAAAACCGAGCGAACAUGUUCUGCAGACGGGCGCUGAUGAGAGUCGGGCCGCUGGCACGGAGGGCUUUCAACCCCACAUCCAGAAAUGCGGUUCCAGUGCGACACAUGGCCUUUGGGGUCCCUGGUGGCUCCUCCAACAUGGCGUACUUUGUUCUGUGUGGAGGAGGCCUCACUGCUGCAGUCGUCUAUGCCUACAAGACAGUCAAUGGUGAUACUGAGCGACAUGAGGACAGACUGGCCAGCAUGGCCUCCACAGCAAAGGCACCAGAGGCAGCGGCACCAGAAGUGGCAGCUGAACCAGAGGCAGCAGCCCCGACAGCUGAACCAGAAGCGGCAGCUCCUGCAGCUGAACCAGAGGCAGCAGCUCCCGUAACUGAACCAGAAGCGGCAGCUCCCGCAGCUGAGCUCGCCCCUGUGGAGGAAGCCGCACCAGCCACUGUCGCCGAGCCUGUCCCUGCUCCUGCAGAACCAGUAGCGGAGACCGCUGCUGAACCUGUCGCAGAGGCCGUAGCCGAGGAAGCAGCCCCCGCAGUCGCUGAGGUGGUCGCGGCUGAGGUUGCAGCUGAGCCAGCAGCCGCAGAAGAAGCUGCGGCACCUGUAGCCGUAGAGGCAGUUCCUGAAGCUGCUCCCGUUGCGGUGGAAGUGGCUGCCACGGUGGAGACGCCGGCAGAGGCCCCCGCAGCAGAGAGCGCUGGUACGGCAGCAGUAGAAGAAGCCCCUCCUGCUCCCCCUGCUGAGGCAGAGACUGUCUCUGCAGCCCCUGAGGCUGAGGCUGCCCCUGCUGCAGAGGUGGCUGCAUAAAGCGGGAAUGCUUCAGUAGUUCACCCAGAUAGGAGGGCUGGGAGUUAGUCCCGGCUCUCUGGGCCAAGGAAAAGAGGACUCAUGAGCCCCAAUUUUAAAUAAUGCAGGGGGGUGGUGUGGGGGGCACUUGCAGUUGGUUAACGAAUACAGUUGGGGGUUCAUGAGUCCAGUUUCCUCCCUUCCCUUACCUCAUCCCAACCUUAAGCUCCAAACCCGAACAUUUGCAUUAGGCUGUCUGUUUAGGUUCAGUUUGGAAAAUUCAGUUUCAUAGGAAUGCAACCAGAGCAAUUCAAUAGUUAGGGUUUGGAGUGUUGAACUAGGUGAUAGAAGCGACAGAGCCGAGUUUGUGUCUAAUGUUCUCCGUAAAAAUGAUGUUCUGAAGUGCCCUUAAAACAGCAGCACUGCAUUUCUCUUGUGUAAAAUGUCAGCAUGGUGAAUGAAUGCAGCCCAGUUGAUUGUUGAAGUUAUUCAGUCUCAUCCUCGUUUGCACUUCUUCCGCUCAGCAAACGCUUACUUCCAACUACAUCGCAUCACUCUUUGCUUAAAUUUGGAUUAGAAUGCAGUAGAGAGAUGGAACAUAAAGUGCGUGCUUCACUCAGUUUCAGCAGUCUCAGUGUGAAGUUUGACCAAAAACCAGUGAGCUCUUCUUUUCCUGUCUGCACCUCUUGAAUCCUGUAACAUCUUUUGCACAUUUUCUCUUCUCUUUUUACUCAUAAAGGAGUAAAACUGUUUCUUUACUCUUUUAAUGUGAAACUUUAAUCUUUCAGGGAACACUACAGUAAAAGAUAAUUCAUCUGUUUCUGAGUUGUCAUUAUGAUUAAAACUGUUCAAAGAAUAAAAUCUCGCUGGAUUGUA
Acanthopagrus latus (yellowfin seabream) is the source of this 1749-nucleotide messenger RNA. Its product is annotated as testis-specific gene A8 protein-like. The transcript has 4 exons. Gene Ontology annotation, cellular component: mitochondrion. NCBI's taxonomy places the organism in Eukaryota, Metazoa, Chordata, Actinopteri, Spariformes, Sparidae. Bases 109 to 894 code for a protein of 261 amino acids. The record is from RefSeq and is a predicted model, not a curated record. Gene Ontology annotation, biological process: anterograde axonal transport.